UUAGUCGUAGUAACAGGUGCAUUUGCGACGAUUGGUGAGAGAGAUGGAGUGAAUUUUAAUAAAUAAAACACGAAAAGAGAUUUGUCAAAGUGUGUGUGAACUAUUUUAAUAUUCAUGCACCACUUUGAAGUAGUGUGACGCAAGAAAAGAAGUAGUAGUGGAUUCCUUAUUAUUUAACAAUUUCGGGCAUAUUUUGGCCUGAAAAGUGACACGAACGGAUAUCAUUUUGUGUCCAUUUCGACCAGAUUUUAGGACUCGUUUCCAAUAAAAGUGCGUGAAUUUGGGGAGUGAAUUGUUCCAAAAUUUGCUGAAAACUAAAUUGUGACCAUUGUGAAAAUAUUCCAAAAAUAAGAAAUUCAAUAUUGGGAGUGAAUUGUUCUAAAAUUUAGCGAAAUUAUACGGAAAUAUUCCAAUAAUAGCAAAUUCAAUAUCCCAUUAAUCCUGUAAUAUUAUGUGAACUGCCAAUUACCGUGUUAUCAUCAUCUUCCGUGUGAACUUAUCUACCCUGACCGGACGAUAUUCCCAUGAUAUAAGAUACCUACCUACACAAGUAUUUUACUUUAUCGUCCCUCUGACACAAAUAAAUUUGUUUUCGUCGUUCCUUCUCUUCCCAUCACAUCAAUCAGUCGGAUUGUCAAUUCUUUAUUGUAUGGAAAUUAGAUUGGAUGGGACGACGAAGAUGAGUUUCUUCUCCUGUAAUCAAAGAAAAUAAAUGAGCUUGUUCAUUUAUCGUGCAAGUGGAAGUGUACACGGGAACAAACUAUGUAUCAACAUGAUACAAAAUUGAUUUUAUGAAGCGACCGCAAUAAUUCUAGGAUUGAUUGGUACUUAUCAUUCAUCAUCUAAUCUGAGAAGAAGUGUAAUUAUUGCCAGAAAUAAAUCUAGGCAUCUUACUUAUCUAAAUAUCUCUAUCGUUCAUUAAUACAUCAAGAGGACAAACCUUGGCCAACUUCGUUUAAGAUAUGUUAAUGAAGCCAUUAGAAAUAUCAAUUACUUUAGACUGUUUCAGUGUAAACGCUGUUAUCAUCGUCACGUAUCUGCUGCAAAUAACUGACUGAAGUUAGAUAUAUUUUAACAUUGUUUUAUUAACGCAUUGGUGGAAAUUUAACCGUUGAUCCUGUAACAAAUUGAGAGAGAUACGGAUGACGACAAGGAAAAAUACGUGCGCACGCAUGAAUCACUGCUCGCUCGAGUUAUUAUCUGACUGAAACUCGAAGUUCCUGAAUGAAUCACAACACCUCAGCAUCGCCGUGUGUACCGGCAAGGAAAUAAACCUGCUAAUCGUGACAAUACUGCUGUUCUGUUGCAACAUUAUCAAAUCGUGCCUGUCACGUGGACAAAUCUAACUUCAUCCCAAUCCUACACCUGUGAUGAGAUCAUCCUUGACUUUGGGCGCAGUAUGUGUACGACGAGCUCUUAUAAUAAAGCCUCACCUUGAUUCUUAGGUCAAUAAAGGAGAAAUGCAAAAAUAUUGACGACAGGUGCAGAAUCAGGAUUGAACACUUCUCGUCGUCUCAUCGCUGCUACUACGAACAGGAAAAUAGUUUUAAUAUCUAAAACUCGCAGGACAAGUUUCUUUCUACGUGCGAACCUUGGACGACCAAGUAUUUGACGUAAUUGUGCAAAGCAAAGCAAACUCAGGAGGACGUGUAAAGUAAUAAUAUCCCUUCAUUCAAUUAUUACUAUUGUAAAGCCUGGGAAAGUGGAAGACAGACAAUAGUAUAGUGCUCGAAUUUUUACACGAGUUAAUUGCGCGUAAAAAUAUUGCAAAAUUGUGCGACGUGACAGUUAAAUAUUCACACCACCACGAAAGACAAUACAUCACGGAUUAUUAACGGAUUAUCAAGUUUUUGCCGCUAUACAAGUAGCAAUUUACAAGAAAAAAAUGAAUCCCAAAAAUAAAUCCAUCACUUCCCUCAACAACUUAUCAUCAAGACAAAUCAUGGAACAAGACGAGGACGACGGUCAAAGUGUGUCAUCAUGUGGGAUCGACCUGGAAAAUAUGCACCCCCCGACGACCCCCGCCGCCGCCGCCGCCACAAAUAUGAACGGCCGAUCUCAACCCACCUUGUUGAGCAUGGUGCAUCAUAAAUGGAGAAAAAUUCUGAAACGUGAUUCCGCGGAAAUUACCCCGUCGGAUCCCUCCUUUAAGACGAUCUAUUUGGGAAACGUGGUCACGACUUGGGCGAAAGGGGAAGGUUGUCUGGAACGACCGGCGUCGGCAUUGUGGAAAAAUCAUUGCCAAGGCCGUGGAUCAAUUAAGAUGCUGAUUAGUACGGCUCCUUCCGGUCUGAAGGCGCAAACGAGGGAGCACGGACUGACGGAAUAUUGGGCGAAUAGAUUAACUUAUUGUGGAGUUCCGCCUGAUUAUCCUAAAUUGUUUUGUUGGAUUUACCGACAUGAAGGUCGAAAACUAAAGCAAGAACUUCGAUGUCAUGCGGUCCUCUGUUCGAAAGAAAUCCAAGCUCACAGACUUGCCAACUCCUUGAAGAAUAGACUUACCGAGGCGCUCUUUGACUUUAAGAAGGAAAAGAUUUUACGCCAGAAUGCCAGACUAUCCAUCGUAUCGAGCUUGUACAACACCUCAGCCACAAAGAGGAAAUUGGUACUGAUGAAUUCCAACUCGCAGAAUUAUAAGCCGCCACUCGAGAGAUCCAAGUCUGCCCCAAAACUCUCCUGCAUCGAAGAAUUCGAAGAGGAAGAGAACGAAGAAGACUAUGACGAUUCUCAAAUGACAAUCCCCGAAUAUGAAGCCGUCAAUGCCGUGACGACUUCUUAUCUUCCCUCCCAUCACCCCGAAGUAAACGGGGACCUGAGAAGGUCACCCUUAUCGGAAGAAUCCUCCUCCACUGAACCCCACAUCCCUCUCUCCUCCUCCGAAGAAGUCGUCGUCGAAACGAGUCCCAUCAGUCACCGGAAAUCGUACCCUCCUCCCACCCAAGUCAUUCACCACCCGGAAGGGUCCCGCCGUCCCCACACGAUUCCAAUGGAUGCCAAAUUGAACCUCCCCUACAUGACCGGGUACGACAAAGUCAUGCACCUCCUCGACAUGCCGGCUGGGGAUUCUCACCAACUUUUGUUGGACGACGAGGACCACGAUGACGACGACCAAUUCUCCUUUGCUGGCCGUAACUCUGACCCUGUCGCGUCUAGUCCGCCGGGGUCCGAUAGAGAUUCAGAGUCCGUAGUGGAUUCAAGUUGUGGGGAGGACGAGUAUAAUUCCAAAGUUGCGAGGAGGCGAAGGAGGAGGAGCAGUAGCUGCGAUCAGAAAAAUGACGACCGCGAGGAAGAAAUCAAUGAUAAUGUGAGUGACGAAAGUGGUUAUUCGGAAGAGGCCGUGGUCAACGUGAGGGGAGAAACGGAUCUUAAAAUGCAUCCCAGUGGGUCUCCAGUAAUCCAGAAGUCCAGUACAAAGAAUUUGUCCAGCAGUACAAUCAUAAUUAUGGGAGGAGCGAAUCAUCACGGCCCCAUGAUCACGGACCCCGCCGCCGCCAGAAAGACCAAGACCUCGACAACAACCACGUUCCGGUCGGACGACAACGGUGGCACGGCCGUCGCUACGACGUUGGUUGUUUAUGAUAAUUUGUGUUUUGAGAUCUGAAUUUCGAAAUUCUUGAGAAUGUUUCUGAAUGAUCAUUUUCCGAGUUUUAUUAAUUUUGAGUUUUUAUUUUAUUUACCACCCCACCGACUGUUGUUUAGUCUGUAUUUUUUGUCGCGUUGUUUUAUUUGAAUAUUAUGUAGUUAUUUAAUAGUCAACACUCGAAACUAUUGUACAACUCAUUACGUUAUGCGCAUAUAGAUAAUAAUAUGUAAGAUUAUUAUUUAAAUUUUCUAGGUUAUCUAGUACCGAUAAGGGGAUAUCAUAGGUACACACUUUCUUCCAGAAUUUUAAUCAUGUUUCAACGCGAUAAUCGUAUAUAUAAUAUGAAUACAUAAAUUGUUGCCUGCAAUAUGCGCAAUAUGCUUGAGAAUGACUGAACAUACUUAUCAUAAUUAUAUACAGUUAGCUUAAAAGAAGAUAAGAUAAAAGUGUAAUUAGGAAAAUUGUCUUGUCGGGAAAAGAUGCAAUACGUGUAUUACAUAAUCAUCAUUAGAAAAGAAGAAAAAACACAACAAACAAUCUUAUCUUAUCGUGGUGUAAUUUCUGUUUGUGAAAAAAGUGACAAAUUCAGGUUUAACUUUCCAAAAAUGUGUUACUUAUCAUAAUUCUUGACGCUGUACUUAUCAUCAAAUUAUUGUUCGUAUAUAUAUUUAGAGAUAACUUUACUUUGAAAGAAUAACGCUUAAAAAUGUUUUCACACUUUUGUUUGUUUCUUUCUUUUUUCUUGCGUUAAUGAUAAAAAUGUUCCUUAAAUGACUUCCUUUACAAUGAACAAAUCGAUAUACUUACUUAUAUAAUUUAUAAAUUAUUAAGCCAUCAUUAUAUAUGUAAUUAUGUUAUUAUUAGAGUUCUGAGAUUGUUAAUUAUUAAUUGAUAAGCUUUGAUUAGCCUGAGCAGACAUGAACAAAAUAUAUUUAGCCAACUAUAUCUUUGCAGAUUAAAGAGAUUGCGUUUAAAGAAAUAUGAAAAAAA
This is a messenger RNA of Folsomia candida, 4573 nucleotides long. RefSeq lists its product as uncharacterized. The coding region runs from base 1886 to 3601 and encodes 571 amino acids. NCBI's taxonomy places the organism in Eukaryota, Metazoa, Arthropoda, Collembola, Entomobryomorpha, Isotomidae. The transcript is spliced from 8 exons. The record is from RefSeq and is a predicted model, not a curated record.